CUCAUGUUUAACAAUAUUGUCCAAGGUGGCUGCACAAAAAUACCAGGUUGGCCCGAUCCUAAUCCCUGGCCUAUACCAAUACCUGGGCCAAGUGGGCCGCCACCACCACCACCAUCGCCAAGUUAUCCCACAUGUAGGCCUACACCACAGGUUGAUAUCCCAUUUCCACCAUGCACCAUAUUCGGCAAACUACCUGACCCCUGGCCCAUAAGCUCCAUAAAACCGGCGCUAUACAUGCGAAACCGUGACAUGCUCACCAAGAUCAAUUACACAGACACUCCCACCUACAUGGCCGACCUCUUGGAACUCCACUCUCUACUAACCGAUCAAAUCAUAUUCAUAUCGCCCGGGUUUUGA
Molecule: messenger RNA, 357 nt
Organism: Oppiella nova
Lineage: Eukaryota; Metazoa; Arthropoda; Arachnida; Sarcoptiformes; Oppiidae
Source: the annotation of a GenBank genome assembly